UUUCAGUAUCUGGAAUUGAGAUUUGAUUCACAUGCUGUACGGAUCCUAGGGACGAUCCUCGGAAUGUUGAGUUAUACAGCCUAUAUGGGUAUUGUGUUAUUUGGACCAGCUAUUGCUUUAGAGGCAGUAACUGGGUUUCCUCAGUGGGGAUCGAUUGUGUCAGUGGCAAUCGCUUCAGUUAUAUAUACGUCUAUUGGAGGAUUAAAAGCCGUUAUCUGGACGGAUGUUUUUCAGUGUGCGGUAAUGUUUGCCGGAGUUUUUGCUGUGCUUAUUAAGGGAACAAUGCAAAAUGGUGGUAUAAGCAGAACAUGGGAGAUUGCGUACGAAAAGGGUCGCGUCAAUUUAUUUAAUUUCGACCCUGAUCCAACUGUGAGACACACUUUCUGGAACUUGUUUGUUGGCAGUAUCAUGCGAGGUUUUGGUCUUGUCUUCAACCAGGCUUCUAUACAGAGGAUCAGCUCUACGCCAACAGUCGGAGCAGCUAGAAAGGUACUAAUGCUUGUAGCUCCGGGUUUCUUUAUAACCUUGACAUUGGCUGGUAUUGAAGGUAUUGUUGCAUACGCGUACUAUGAUACGCUAGGAUGUGAUCCCCUCAAGUCGAAGCAAAUAAAAAACCCAAAUCAGAUAAUUCCUUAUAUGGUGAUGGACAUAUUUAGAAACCUUCCUGGUAUGCCGGGACUGUUCAUGGCUUCCCUCUUUAGUGCAUCUCUCAGCACGUUAUCAUCUGGACUAAGUGGUUUAUCAGCCCUAUUCUGGACAGAUCUGAUCAAACCACACGUGAAACCCAUGUCUGAAUUCAGAGCAACACUGAUCUCCAAAUUAUCUGUGUUUGUAUUUGGUGGAUUGGCAGUAUUUGUAGCAUUUAUGAUCGCGUUAGUUGGGGGUACCUUAGUUCAGAUCACUGGAAGUAUUCUGUCGGCAUUUGGUGCACCUCUCAGCGGCUUAUUUAUGUUUGGAGCGUUCUGUCCAUGGGGUAAUGCUAAGGGAGGUUUCUGGGGAACAAUUCUAUCUGCCAUUGUUACAUUCACCUUUGCACUCGGACAAAUGACAACAAAAGGUUCUGUGAAGAAUACAAGACUGCCCUCGGCACCAGUUGACUCAUGUCCAGCUGUUGAAGUCUUCAGUUUAUUGGCAAAUAUGACGCUCACUAAUAUGACGUCUGAUUCAUACUUCACGAAUAUGACGUCAUCGAUGUCAAAUCUGACUAGUUCAAUCGGCGGAAUAGAGAUAAAUCCAUACGACUAUCCAGAACCUACAGGAAUUCGGCGAAUGUUUAUGUUGUCGUACAAAUGGUUUGGACCUUUUGGUGUGGUACAGACCAUCAUAUAUGGAUCUAUCAUUUCACUGUGUACAGGGUACAAGAAACCGGGUGAGAUCAAACGCAAGUAUGUUAUUCCAUUUGCUGACAGUUUAUUCCCGUUCUUACCAGAAUACAUCCGAAAACCUAUGAGGUGUGGUUAUCACUUUGAGGAAGAGGACGAUGACAAGGUUCCCCAGGUCGUUUACGAUAAGAUUGGUGAUAAAGAUGUUAAUAUAUACAAUGUCGAUUUGAUUGUUGGAAACAACACAGGUGUGGUCGACAAGCAACCCAAUAGUGAUAACCAUAUCGCUCAUCAGAAUGGGGGAGUUGAUCUCGUACAUCGGCUAAAAGAUGAGUCCUCGUCACCAAAUACAACAGACGGAACGGUAAUUCAUUCGGUUGAGGUAUUAUCUCCGCGAACAAUACCUGUCAAAGAUAUGGAACUGAGUAUUAUGAAGGGUGGAGUAAGUUCCGAGUAUGUUGUCAUGGACAAUAUGGAUGACGGGAGAAUUCAAAACAACGUGAGAACGAAAAGCAUGGAGUUUGAUAUAAAACACGACACUCCAAAUGUUGAUUUUUAA
Molecule: messenger RNA, 1881 nt
Organism: Ruditapes philippinarum (Manila clam)
Lineage: Eukaryota; Metazoa; Mollusca; Bivalvia; Venerida; Veneridae
Product: sodium-dependent multivitamin transporter-like
Exons: 15
Biological process (GO): transmembrane transport; sodium ion transport
Cellular component (GO): membrane
Molecular function (GO): symporter activity
Source: RefSeq, a predicted model, not a curated record